Megalobrama amblycephala (Wuchang bream) is the source of this 2209-nucleotide messenger RNA. It is a transcript of the gene glyctk, whose product is annotated as glycerate kinase. Gene Ontology annotation, biological process: protein phosphorylation. Bases 364 to 1956 code for a protein of 530 amino acids. Gene Ontology annotation, molecular function: glycerate kinase activity. Lineage: Eukaryota; Metazoa; Chordata; Actinopteri; Cypriniformes; Xenocyprididae. Gene Ontology annotation, cellular component: cytoplasm. The record is from RefSeq and is a predicted model, not a curated record. The transcript is spliced from 7 exons.
UCCAGUGUGGGCAGUGAAGGAGCAUUGGCUUACCGAACGAGCUUCGCCCCCUUCACUGAACGACUCAGCGUUUUAACGAUUCGUUUACAAAAGAUUCGUUCAAAACACCGAUUUGGAGCGGCACUGAACAAGACAUUUCGUUCGUGAACGAGGGUCUGUUGGCCGUCUGAUGAGAGGUGGCAUUUCAUGUCGUUAAUUCUUUUGCUGAAGUGACCAGAAGUUUGAGUAUGGAAGAAAACUGAGGUUGGUGUAAUGCAGUUCUCAAAAGUUUUGUCAGCUCAUAAAAAAGCUUCAGAAUUCCCAGGAACAGUGCGCAGGUGUGAAGUGGCUCUGUUCAACUGAUGUGGAUAGUUUGAGUGGUUUAUGGCUCCAUUUCUUGCUCUCUCACGUUUUCUUCACCUGCAGCAGCCACUGCGGGUGGGAUUAGCAUCAUUGUACUCUCGCAGUAUGUCAUCAUUAGACACGCGAGCCAGGGCUGUGUUUUCUGCUGCGGUUGAAGGUGUGCAGCCAGACAUAGUGGUUCGCAGGGGUCUGGAGCGACAUGGGAACAAACUCCUUGUGGGUGGACAGAGUUUCACACUUACCAAUAACCUUUAUUUGGUGGGCUUCGGUAAGGCGGUGCUGGGGAUGGCAGCAGAAGCAGAGAGGAUUGUAGGGGACCAUCUAAUUAAAGGGGUGGUCAGUGUGCCUCAUGGUAUCCAGAAUACACUGCGGAAUCAUGGGAAAGAGAAGAUGCUGCUUGAGAAUCACAGCAGAAUUACAGUGAUGGAAGGAGCAAAGCACAAUUUACCUGAUACAGAUGCCCUGAAAUCAGCCGAAUGUAUACGAGAACUGGCCAGUGGACUGACUGAGAAUGAUGUGCUGCUUGUGCUCAUCUCUGGUGGUGGUUCUGCACUUUUACCUGCACCAGCCCCACCAAUGUCCUUGCAGGAGAAACAGGAUGUGACACGAAAACUUGCAGCAGCAGGAGCAACAAUUCAGGAGUUAAAUACAGUGAGACGAGCCCUGUCAUUGUUAAAGGGUGGAAGCCUUGCACAAUAUGCCAACCCAGCCAAGGUGGUGGCUUUGAUUCUGUCAGAUGUUAUUGGAGAUCCUCUGGAUUUGAUAGCCAGUGGUCCAACAGUCAGGAGUGACUCCCGGCCAGAGGAGGUCUGGGCUAUCUUGGAUCGUUAUAAGCUCUCUGACUCUCUUCCUUCCUCUGUGAAAGAGGUGCUUAGCAAAGCUAGGCCUCAUGGGUCGCAGGUGCAAGAACAGCCACAAGAAGUCAAAGACCAUGUUUUAAACGUUGUAAUUGGCUCAAACACCAUUGCUCUUGAAUGCGCAAGCCGUAAGGCCAUUGAAUUAGGACUUCGCCCUGUCAUUCUGUCUCCAGGAGUAUGUGGUGACGUUCGCUCCGUUGCACGACUAUACGGGCUGCUCUCAAGUUUUGCAUGCUCCCCAGGAAAGGAACCUCCUCCAGAGCUUGCUGCAGAGAUCCUUCAGCUAGGGCCACAGGUUGGGAUAGAAAGCUGGGAUUUGUGUCGCACCAUGAACGUGCUUGUAGAGGAGAGGAAGGAAGGCUGGGGUGCGACAUGUCUGCUGGCUGGAGGAGAACCCACUGUGCAACUGACAGGAAAGGGCAGGGGAGGGAGGAACCAGGAGUUGGCUCUGCGGGUGGGGCUUGAGCUCAGUGGUGGUGAAGUGAAGAGUGGUGCAGUGUUCCUCAGUGGAGGAACCGAUGGACAGGACGGCCCCACUGAGGCAGCUGGUGCCGUCACUGAUGGGGAACUGAUGGAAGAGGCUGCAUCUCAAGGUCUGGACAUUGAUGGCUUUCUCACCAAUAAUGAUUCAUUCACAUUUUUCUCACAGCUCUCUGAAGGACGACGGUUACUCAUGCCUGGACUGACAGGAACCAAUGUGAUGGAUGUGCAUGUUAUGCUGCUGCCACAAUCACCCCAGAAACUUCCAAAUAUUUGACUUUAGCUUGAUUUGUGAUUGGAAGCAACACAAUUAUGGAGGAAUAAAUUAUUUUUUUUCCUCCAAGUUCUGCCAGAAGUGCACUUUUUAAAGUUUUUCACAAUAUCACUCAUUUUAACCACUUGUAAUGUGUUCUCUUUUUUCAUCAAUGACUCCUCUAUAUUCCUGAACCAAAGUGCUUUUUUAUGUGUACUUCAAUACACUGAAAUACAAUUUACUUAUUAAAUAAAUAACAGGAAACCAAUACACAAAA